Molecule: messenger RNA, 2366 nt
Organism: Lagenorhynchus albirostris (white-beaked dolphin)
Lineage: Eukaryota; Metazoa; Chordata; Mammalia; Artiodactyla; Delphinidae
Gene: AZIN2
Product: antizyme inhibitor 2
Exons: 10
Coding region: 745-2148 (467 amino acids)
Biological process (GO): positive regulation of catalytic activity; positive regulation of polyamine transmembrane transport; negative regulation of protein catabolic process
Cellular component (GO): cytoplasm
Molecular function (GO): ornithine decarboxylase activator activity; catalytic activity
Source: RefSeq, a predicted model, not a curated record
GGCCUCGGCUCCGCAGCUGCCACUCCUCCUCGGGGUGCUGCACAAGUUUCGAGGUCACCGGCGACCCCCCCUAGCAGCGUGCCUGACUCUGGCCCCGCGAAGGAGCACGGGGCUUGGUAAGGGGGUUUGGGGGGGGCGGGACCUCGGCCCUGCACUCAGGAGGGCUCACCCGGACAGAACCUCAGCCUUCAGUUCUUGCCCGGGAGCCCUCGGCCAUCACCCACCACGUGGAGCCCCCACGCACGCUUACCGUCCUAGCGCGUCAGGACCAGCCCGGCCCCUCUUUACAAACGGUUAAACUGAGGCUCCGAGAGGGGACGGGGCGUACCCAGGGUCACGCAGCAGAGAGCGGACUCGAACCUCAGCUCUCAGGCUGAGACUCCUUGGUGGGACCACCUGCAGCCACUUCAGAACUGGAAAGGAUCUCCAAAACAAUGCAUCCAUUUUACAGAUGGGGAAACUGAGGCUCGGAGAGGCAGUGACAUCUAGGCAGAUAAUGCCUUGUCCCAGUCCAGGAUUCCUGAUCGUCCUUCUCCUUCACUCCUCCCAGUGAACCUAAGCUCCCCAGGCUUGUGCUGGGGGCAGGGUGUGACAGGAGUGGGCGCCCUGGCCUGGGGAGGUGAGGGGUGCAGCUGACGCCAGCCCCCCAGCGGCCCCCUCACUCUCCUCCAGCAGUGUGUUGCAUACUUUCUAAGGCGCCGGAGGCAGCGGCAGCUCCAUCCAGCCCAUCGGCUCCUCCUCAGCAUGGCUGGCUGCCUGAGUGAAGCGGACUUCGUGAUGGUGGAGGAGGGCUUCAGCACCCGAGACCUGCUGGAGCAGCUCACUCUGGGGGCCUCACAGGCCACCACGGAAGAGGUCGCUGCCUUCUUUGUGGCCGACCUGGGAGCUGUAGUGCGAAAGCACUUCUGCUUUCUGAAGUGCCUGCCGCGAGUCCGACCCUUUUACGCUGUCAAGUGCAACAACAGCCCGGGUGUGCUGAAGGUCCUGGCCGAGCUAGGACUGGGCUUCAGCUGUGCCAACAAGGCAGAGAUGGAGUUGGUCCAGCAUAUUGGUGUCCCCGCCAGUAAGAUCAUCUACGCCAACCCCUGUAAGCAAAUCGCACACAUCAAGUAUGCUGCCAAGCAUGGCGUCCGACUGCUGAGCUUUGACAACGAGAUGGAGCUGGCAAAGGUGGCAAAAAGCCACCCCAGUGCCAAAGGUGCUGCGUGUCUCCUCAGGAUGGUUCUGUGCAUUGCCACCGAUGACUCCCACUCCCGGAGCCGCCUGAGCCUCAAGUUCGGAGUGUCGCUGAAAUCCUGCAGACAACUGCUUGAAGAUGCCAAGAGGAACCACGUAGAGGUGGUGGGUGUGAGUUUUCACAUUGGCAGUGGCUGUCCUGACCCUCAGGCCUACGCUCGGUCCAUCGCAGACGCCCGGCUGGUGUUUGAAAUGGGUGCUGAGCUGGGCCACAGGAUGCACAUCCUGGACCUUGGCGGCGGCUUCCCUGGAGUGGAGGGGGCCAAAGUGAGAUUCGAAGAGAUUUCUUCUGUGGUCAACUCAGCCUUGGACCUGUACUUCCCGGAGGGCUGUGGUGUGGACAUCCUUGCCAAGCUGGGGCGCUACUAUGUGACCUCGGCCUUCACCUUGGCAGUCAGCAUCAUCGCCAAGAAGGAGGUUCUUCUGGAACAGCCUGGCAGGGAGGAGGAAAACGGUUCCGCCCCCAAGACCAUCCUGUACCAACUCAGUGAGGGCGAGUAUGGAAUCUUCAACUCAGUCCUGUUUGACAACACCUGCCCUACCCCCAUCCUGCAGAAGAAACCAUCCACGGAGCAGCCCCUGUACAGCAGCAGCCUAUGGGGCCCAGUGAUCGAUGGCUGUGACUGCAUAGCUGAGGGCCUGUGGCUGCCGCAACUACAUGUAGGGGACUGGCUGGUCUUUGAGAACAUGGGCGCCUACACCGUGGGCAUGGGUUCCCUCCUCGGGGGCGCCCAGACCUGCCGUAUCACCUAUGCCAUGUCCCGGGUGGCCUGGGAAGCCCUGCGAGGGCAGCUGCUGCCUGCAGAACAGGACGAGGACGCCGAGGGCACGUGCAGGCCUCUGUCCUGUGGCUGGGAGAUCACAGACACCUUGUGCAUGGGCCCUGUCUUCACCCCGGCGAGCAUCAUGUGAGCGGGACCUGUCCCCCCGCCCCCGGAGAACCCCAGCGGGGCCGCAGAGACGCCUCUGGGAGCGGAGGGGAAGGUGGCGAUCAGGAGCACCCUCUGGCCAGGACUCCGGCGCUCGCUCUGCCGGCCCCACGCUCCCCCUGCAGUGUUUCUGCCCUGUAAAUAGGACCAGUCUCACGCUCCCUGUAGUUCAAGUACGCAACAUAAAUCCUGUGCCUCCCA